Messenger RNA from Gadus morhua (Atlantic cod), 1271 nucleotides. RefSeq names its product mitochondrial ribosomal protein S2 (gene mrps2). The record is from RefSeq and is a predicted model, not a curated record. Gene Ontology annotation, biological process: translation. Gene Ontology annotation, molecular function: structural constituent of ribosome. Bases 107 to 952 code for a protein of 281 amino acids. Lineage: Eukaryota; Metazoa; Chordata; Actinopteri; Gadiformes; Gadidae. The transcript is spliced from 4 exons. Gene Ontology annotation, cellular component: ribosome; mitochondrial small ribosomal subunit.
AUGGCAGCAAGAAGAUUGGGUCAGAUUUCCUGCCCAAUUUUACCCAAUCUGGCAACACAGACAUUGGGAACGCUGUGACCUUCUGUGGGUGGGAACAUCAGCAAGCAUGGCCGCCCGAGUUUUAACGAAAGGUAUGAUAUGUAAUUUUAUUGAAGGUAUUUGGGCUUUAUGUAAUCCUCGAUUUGUACCAGUCGGGUGCUCCAGCCAUGGGCAUCUCUCUGUCGCUGCAGCACAAAUAAAGUCGCCUCAGAUCCAAGCGGACAUUAACGCGACAGACAAAAUCCUGAGCCAGCCACUGGAGACUGAAGACUUCUUCCGCCUGUCAGAGCUUUUCUCUUUGAAAGACUUGUUCGAUGCAAGAGUUCACCUUGGUCACAAAAAAGGAUGCAGACACAGGCUGAUGCAGCCAUACCUGUUUGGCUGCCGUCUGGACCAGGACAUCAUCGACCUGGACCAGACCGUGGAGCACCUUCAACUGGCGCUCAACUUCACGGCCCACGUAGCGUACCGCGGCGGCAUCAUCCUCUUCGUCAGCCGCCGCCGCCAGUUCAGCCACCUGGUGGAAAGCACGGCCAGGGAUUGUGGCGAGUACGCCCACACCCGCUACUGGCAGGGCGGCCUGCUCACCAACGCGCCCAUCCAGUACGGGCCCGGCGUGAGGCUCCCUGACCUGGUGGUUUUCCUGUCCACGCUCAACAACGUGUUCCAGCAGCAUGUCGGCGUGCGCGACGCUGCCAAGAUGAACAUCCCCACGGUGGGCAUGGUGGACACCAACUGCAACCCCAGCCUGCUGACCUACCCGGUGCCCGGCAACGACGACACGCCCCUUGCCAUGGAGCUGUACUGCCGCCUGUUCAAGAUAACGGUGAACCGGGCUAAGGACAAGCGGCGGCAGAUGGAGCUGCUGCACGGGUUGAUGACGCCGCCGCCGCCCCCCACACAGAGCUCGUGAGCCCCAGGACUGAGACACAUUUUGUUUGCUUUUUGAAUGAUGCCUCGCUAAGGUCAAGACCUUCUACUGCGGGUUAGGUGGUUUGAUGAUGAUUUCAUCUUACUGUCACGUUCAGUUGUUGAGCCUCGGCAUUCGGUUUUGGGAUGUUGUAUUGCGAUUGAAUGCUAUACAGCAGAUAUGCAACGGUGGAUGCUCGGGUUUGUAAAUAGUAAUCUCAGAUGUCCUUCUACUCAACACUUUCUUUUUUCUUUGUCACUUGGUCUGAAACGUAUAAGACUGAAUAUUACUCAAUAAAAUCAGUUUUCUUGUUCAGAAUUUA